This is a messenger RNA of Medioppia subpectinata, 1431 nucleotides long. The record is from the annotation of a GenBank genome assembly. NCBI's taxonomy places the organism in Eukaryota, Metazoa, Arthropoda, Arachnida, Sarcoptiformes, Oppiidae.
UAUGUUUACCAAAAACUCACGUUUUGGAGUCGACUGGGAUUACCAAAUGACCUCUCGUCUAGAAGUGCACAACCCUUUCAUUUGUCUGAUUUUCAAAGUCAUAGGAAAUACGGCAAAACUGUUGGAUUUUACGAAGGCUUGAAACCAUGUCUGUCCACAAUAGACCCGGAGUUAAUUCGCGCCGUUUUGGUGACCGACUUUCACAAGUUUGCAAACCGUCGGAAUGCGACCACACAUAAGGAUCUUUUAAACAGUUCCCUAUUCUUUACCAAAUAUCCCAAUUGGAAGCGAAUCCGAGCCAUACUUUCGCCGUCGUUCACAACCGGGAAACUCAAGAGUUUUAAGCCAUCGUUUGGCCAAUCGUUAGAUGUUUUGAUCGCAAAACUAAAGUCAGAGAUAAAGUCAAACAACACAAUAGACUUGCGGCCCAUAUAUGACUCGUUUGCGUUUGAAGUGAUAUCAAAGUCGGCGUUUGGUCUCAACACCGAUAUCAUCAAUAAUGCCAAACACCCGGUCUUCGAGGCGGCCAAGAGUUUCUUUCAGACGGGUUUCACUGUCAAGACUUUCCUAUUGUUUCUGUUCCCACAAUUAGCCCAUUAUCUGGACAUUCAUUUCUUCAACGAAGAGAGUCAGCAAAUAAUCGCCAAUUUUAUCAAACAAGUGAUUAACGAGAGAAUUGCCAACAAUUUUGAAGUCAAAGAUCUUUUGCAAUUGUCUAUAAAUGCCAGCGUUUUCUCUCCCAAAGUUACAACGAAUUCAUUUGAAAAAUUGAGCGAGGAAGAACUUCUAGCACAAAGUAUCAAUUUUAUGGCCGCCGGUUACGACACGACAGCCACACAAAUAUCAUUUAUAACUCAAUUUUUAGCACUAAAUCCCAACUUUCAGACAAAACUCGUGAAUGAAAUAAACAGUUAUUUCGGCGAUCAGUCAGAAGUCGACUACGAGUCAGUCAUGAAAAUGCCUUAUUUGGACGCUUUCUUCAAAGAAAUCAUGAGAUUUAACUGUUCGGUCAACAGAAUAGACAGAAUUGCCGAAAAUGAUUGUGUGCUAAAUGGCAUAUCUAUACCGAAGGGCACAUCCAUUAUAAUCCCCGUUUGGGCCCUACAUCUGGACGCCGACCACUACGACGAGCCCAAUGUCUUCAAACCGGAAAGAUUUUUGCCUCAAAACGAGUCCCGAAUUAAAGGCUAUACUUAUCUUCCGUUCGCUUCGGGGCCCAGAAAUUGCAUCGGAAGAAAGUUUGCCGAAAUGGAGAUCAAAUACUUUAUGGUUAAAAUUUUACCACUCUUUGAGUUCAAAGCGUUUAAAGCCCUCAUUGAAUAUCUCAUAGCACGCGAAGUAAACUGUGUUUUAACCGCUCAGACGGUUGAAAACGAGUUUAGAGUUCAAUUAGAAACACAGGAAAUCUCACACUUUUUUCGCCUAAACCAA